Messenger RNA from Pangasianodon hypophthalmus (striped catfish), 870 nucleotides. It is a transcript of the gene erh, whose product is annotated as ERH mRNA splicing and mitosis factor. The transcript is spliced from 4 exons. The record is from RefSeq and is a predicted model, not a curated record. Bases 147 to 461 code for a protein of 104 amino acids. NCBI's taxonomy places the organism in Eukaryota, Metazoa, Chordata, Actinopteri, Siluriformes, Pangasiidae.
GUUCGUGACCUUUAUUUUGAAAACGGGGCAAGCCAUUGUCGCCGGAAGUAGACUUUUGUGUUGUUCAUGCCGUUGCAGCUGUUGUAGAAAAGAGCUGCAAGCGCUAACGACAGUCUCAGUUGUCUUCGUUACUUUUACGUCUAAACAUGUCUCACACAAUUCUGCUGGUUCAGCCGACCAAAAGACCAGAGGGAAGAACAUAUGCAGAUUAUGAGUCUGUCAAUGAGUGCAUGGAGGGAGUGUGUAAGAUGUACGAGGAACAUCUGAAAAGAAUGAACCCCAACAGCCCGUCCAUCACGUACGACAUCAGCCAGCUGUUUGAUUUCAUUGAUGACCUGGCUGACCUCAGCUGUUUAGUGUACCGGGCUGACACACAGACCUACCAGCCUUACAACAAAGACUGGAUCAAAGAGAAGAUCUAUGUUCUGCUGAGACGCCAGGCCCAACAGGCGGGGAAAUAGAAUGAAGGAAACAUUCUUGUGGGCUGCACUGAUUUUUAUUCCCCAAACCCUCCACAGAUUUGUUCAUUUGAUCAGAGCUACACUGCAUCACUGGGCAAGCUAGCUGGAGCUGGCGACAUGCUUGUAACCAUUAAACCGUUCAUAUAUAAUGUGUACAUUUCCCUUUUUUCCUCCAUGUUUGUUUCAGAUUUAACCCACAAUGUUAUGAAAGUGGUUUAAAUGAAAGCUUAUUGUGUUCGCAAGGGUUCGGUUUUGUUGUGUGGGUUUGUUUUGUUGUAAUCUUAUGACUUUAUCCAGUUUUAUAAAAAUGGUGGUAACUAUGUUAGGUGAUGUUUCUUUUGAUCAGCUUUGUAUUUUAUUUUAUUUUGUUUUGGUCAUUUAGUACAAUAAACAACUUGAUGGAAAUUAA